UUACCUAGUGCUUGUCUCUUGACAUUUAUUCAUAGUUCAUUAGGUUGAGAGGAUACUUGUAAAAAUUGGGCAAUCUUAGCAGAUAGUUUGCGUUAGACUUUAGAAUAUAUUUUAUCUUUCAAGUAUAUUACUUGUAACAUUUGACAGUGAAACUGAAAGAUUGUGAAAAUGGGUAAAGUUAAACGCAUUACGAAGUUCGUGUUUCUGUGUUUUGUAUUGUUGAACUUGGAUUAUGUUACUGUUACUCUGGGUGAUACACCUGCUAACUGCACAUAUGAAGAAGUUAUUGGUAGAUGGUACUUCUUCGAAAGUGAAAGAAGUGGGGAUUCCUCAAUUAACUGUACUACUCUUGGUCCAACAGUACACACAUUACAGAUGACCCUGCUAUUCCCAGAUGUUGUAGUUGAUCAAUAUGGAAACAAAGGAUUCUGGACAGUUGUUUAUAAUCAAGGCUUUGAGGUGGUUAUUAAUUAUCGAAAGUAUUAUGCAUUUUCGGCAUAUAAGAACAGUCAUGGAAAUGUCACUAGUAUAUGUGAUCAAACCCUGCCUGGUUGGUCACAUGACAUUCUUGGUAACAACUGGGCUUGUUAUGUGGGAAAGAAAACAACUUCAGUACCGCCUAAGCACCAUGUAGAAAAACCAGUCUUGGAGAAUAGUUUGCAUAAGACAAACUUUGCCUUUCUGCAUAAAAUCAAUAACAAGUCCUCCUCCUGGAAAGCACGUUGGUAUCCAGAGUAUGAUAAUGUACCCACAUCCCAGCUUUUGAUGCAAAGAGGUGGACCAAAAUCUCGUGUUAAUAAGUAAGG
Molecule: messenger RNA, 806 nt
Organism: Limulus polyphemus (Atlantic horseshoe crab)
Lineage: Eukaryota; Metazoa; Arthropoda; Merostomata; Xiphosura; Limulidae
Product: dipeptidyl peptidase 1-like
Exons: 3
Coding region: 169-804 (211 amino acids)
Source: RefSeq, a predicted model, not a curated record